Molecule: messenger RNA, 2603 nt
Organism: Petromyzon marinus (sea lamprey)
Lineage: Eukaryota; Metazoa; Chordata; Hyperoartia; Petromyzontiformes; Petromyzontidae
Source: RefSeq, a predicted model, not a curated record
GAAUACUGCGCACAACUUGGCAGACGUGCGCUGCCCCAUCAUGCGUCGUCGCUCUGACACGUGGCCUGAACUGCUCUAACCGGUCUGGCAGUGUCAUUGACAGUCUUCACCAUCGGGCAUUUUCACCGAGUUAGCCGGUAAGCAAAGCCGUUGUAGAGCGCUUGCGAUGUUCAACAACAACAAAAAAAAACCCGACAGUGGUAGAGACGAUAUGGACGGAUUAACAAUAACAACGCAAGCAUCGUGGAGCUGAUGUGUGCAGCUCAAGGAACAGAACGUGUCGGAGGGUCACGUUGGCCGUGGAGACGGAGCGAUGAAAUCGAGUCAUGUGCAGCGUCGGACGCGAGGCACGAACAGAGUGACGGACGGGACGCCCAGAGUGAGACGGCGCUUGGGGGAACGUGCCCAGGAUGAGCACCGGGAGGUGACGGCGCCUGCGGCGGUCGCGCCGGUGAAGGGGGAUCGGCCGCUUGCGCGGCGGCGCCGGUGCCUGGGGAUGGACGCCCCGGAUCGGCGCAAGCCGCAGGGCAACGGGCGCGACGACGGCGCCGAGCGCUUCAUCCUGGGCGCCGACGUCGGCACCACGACGCUGCGCUGCCACGUCUACGACGCGAGCGCCAGGAUCAGGGGCAGCGCCAGCAGCGAGAUCAAGCUGCUGUACCCAUCGCCGGACGCCGUGGAGCUGGACCCCGACGCGCUCUUCCGCCAGUUCGUGGACGUCACGCGGCGCGCCAUGGCAGAUGCUGGCGUGGAGGCAGCACAGGUGUUGGGCCUCGGCAUCUCCACACAGAGGGGGACGUUCACCACCUGGCACAGGCAGACGGGGAAACCGUUCCACAACUUCAUCAGCUGGCAGGACCUGCGCGCCUCCGAGCUGGUGGAGUCCUGGAACCGCUCGUUCACGCUGCAGAGCAUGCACGGCCUCUUCAAGCUUCUCCACUCGGUGACGCGGCACAAGCGCUUGAAGGCGGCGAGCGUCAUCAACUUCAGCACUCAGCACGUCACCAUGCGCCUCAUGUGGGUGCUGAAGAACAUCCCGGCGGUGCAGGAAGCGUCGCGGGAAGGCAACUGCUGCCUCGGCACCAUCGACACGUGGCUGUUGUACCGACUGACAGGAGGACGAGUCUACGCCACCGAUUACUCCAACGCCAGCUGCACGGGAAUCUUUGACCCUUACCAGAUGGCCUGGAGCACCUUCCUCAUGGGCCUUAUGUCUCUGCCUGGAAACAUUUUCCCGCCAGUGGAAGACACGAGCAAGCUGUACGGGCACACGGAGGAGGCGCUUUUCGGAGCGCCCAUCGCCGUCACGGCGCUGGUCGCGGACCAGCAGGCGGCCAUGUUUGGCGAGUGCUGCUUCGAGCCGGGCGACGUGAAGCUCACGAUGGGCACCGGCACAUUCGUGAACAUCAACACCGGGGAGAGGCCCCACGCCUCCGUGGCCGGGCUGUACCCCGUCGUGGGCUGGAAGAUCCGCGAGGAGCUCGUGUUCCUGGCCGAGGGGAACGCGGCCGAUACGGGGACCUCCUUGAAAUGGGCGCAGGAGCUUGGCCUCUUCCGGGACGUGAGCGAGAUCGCCGUGCUGGCGCAGAGCGUCCCGGACUCGGGCGGCGUUUACUUCGUGCCGGCGUUCAGCGGCCUCCAGGCCCCGCUCAACGACCCCAACGCGUGCACAGCCUUGGUGGGGCUCAAGCCGUCCACGAGCCGAGCGCACAUCGUGCGCGCCGUCGUGGAGGCCCUGGUGUUCCGCAACAAGCAGCUGCAUAACACGAUGCUGCAGGAGACCAGGCUGCCCAUGAAACAGAUCAGGGCAGAUGGCGGCGUGUGCAAUAACGACUUCGUGCUGCAGCUGUCGGCGGACUUGCUGGGCUGCUCCAUCGACCGGCCCCAACACACGGACAUGUCCAGCCUUGGUGCUGCCUUCCUCGCCGGCUUAGCCGUGGGCUUUUGGAACGACCGCUCGGAGCUGACGGCCCUUCGCUGGACGGAGAAGCUCUUCGAGCCGAGGACGCCCAAACCGCAGCUGCUGUCGGACAUGAAGAGCUGGGAACGGGCGCUGAAGCUCACGCGAGGCUGGUACAGCAAAUCGUGACGGAGGGAGGUUCCGCGUUCCGGCGUGCGCACGAGCGGCGUCACUGCUUGCGAUGAGGGUCUCCGUGCCACGCGGCAGGUCCAGGCCAAAGCGUAUUUGGGCUAACCUUUCUGACGGUUGGCCGUUGUUCAGACUUUUCCUUGAAUGCGUGGAAGGGCGGGCUCCAUUGCCUUCAAUGCGACCGGGGCUCUCUCUCGGCAGGGGGUGGAUGCUCUUCGUCACCGAUUGGCCUGCUGCAAAGGUUUAUAUAUAUAUAUUUUUUUCUUUUUACAAAGUGAAGAGGAUGAACAGUGAUCAUGAUCGGAACGAAAAUCUUUGUGCUGGAAAAUACCGUAAACGGUUUUAGUUUAGUGCCAAAACAGUCACUUUGGGAAAUGAGGGCCCCUUGUUUUAAGGUUCUGUGCCAAAAUGUGAACUUUGGUACCAACGCUCGAGUUACACUCACGCCAGCGGCGUAUACGCGAACACGACACGGUGAACUCGAGCAACGAUGACGAGGCUUCGGUAAAAAAAA